Molecule: messenger RNA, 3800 nt
Organism: Anneissia japonica
Lineage: Eukaryota; Metazoa; Echinodermata; Crinoidea; Comatulida; Comatulidae
Product: UDP-glucose 6-dehydrogenase-like
Exons: 12
Coding region: 179-1672 (497 amino acids)
Biological process (GO): glycosaminoglycan biosynthetic process
Cellular component (GO): nucleus; cytosol
Molecular function (GO): UDP-glucose 6-dehydrogenase activity; NAD binding
Source: RefSeq, a predicted model, not a curated record
CUUGUUGUUGACUUGCCUACUUUGCUGUCUGUCAAAGUUAGUUACUUGCAAGAAGCAGGCAUUUUGUUGAAAAGUGUGAUGUGGCAGUUACUUGUCUACUGUAAGAUUUAGAAGUUUUAUUAAUUAGGGGGUCAUCUUAAUUAUUUCAAGAGGCUUUAACAUCAUAACUCUAAAAAGAAUGGUUGUGACCAAUAUAUGUUGCGUUGGGGCUGGCUAUGUUGGUGGUCCAACAUGCAGUGUGAUUGCAGCUAAGUGUCCUGACAUUCGUGUUACUGUUGUAGAUUUAAGUCAGCAAAGAAUCGAUGCAUGGAAUUCAGAUGAUUUUAACCUGCCAAUAUAUGAGCCUGGUCUCAAAGAUGUGGUGAAGGAAUGCAGAGGGCGCAAUUUAUUCUUCUCAACUAACAUAGAUGAGGCUAUCAAUGCUGCAGACAUCAUCUUCAUAUCUGUCAAUACUCCAACAAAAACAUAUGGACUAGGAAAGGGUCGAGCACCUGAUCUUAAAUACAUUGAGGCAGCUGCUCGACGGAUAGCAAAUAUCGCUACUGGGAACAAGAUUGUAGUUGAGAAAAGCACAGUACCAGUAAAAGCGGCAGAGAGUAUCCAUCGUAUUCUGUUUGCAAAUACUACUAAUGGGGUUCGAUUCCAGGUGCUGUCUAACCCAGAAUUUUUAGCAGAAGGGUCAGCCAUUAAUGACCUUAUGAACCCUGACCGAGUUCUGAUUGGUGGUGAGCAGUCAUCAAGCGGUCUGAGGGCAGUAGAGGAGCUAAGCUGGGUGUACGAGCACUGGAUACCAAAGGAAAAAAUAAUAAAGACAAACACUUGGUCAUCAGAACUUUCCAAAUUAGCUGCUAAUGCAUUCCUGGCCCAGAGAAUCUCAAGUAUCAAUGCCAUGAGUGCUGUGUGCGAGGCUACAGGAGCUGACGUAGGAGAGGUUGCUCAUGCCAUUGGUACAGACUCAAGAUUAGGACCAAAAUUCCUACAAGCUAGUCUAGGUUUUGGUGGUAGUUGUUUUCAAAAAGAUGUACUUAAUCUUGUCUACCUUUGUGAAGCUCUUAACUUACCUGAAGUUGCAGCCUAUUGGCAACAGGUGAUAGAUAUGAAUGACUAUCAACGAAGACGCUUUGCUAACAAAGUAAUUGGCUGUCUAUUUAACACUGUUACGGAUAAGACCAUCACUAUUCUUGGGUUUGCUUUCAAGAAAAACACAGGUGACACAAGGGAAUCGUCAAGUAUCUACAUGUGUAAAUACCUGAUGGACGAGGGCGCUAGGCUGCACAUCUACGAUCCUCAGGUUGCUCAAGAGCAGAUAAUAGCAGACCUUACACACAGGGAUAUAUCUGAGAAAUCUGAACGAGGUAAAUUCAAGAUGGCAACAACUCUUGAAACAGAAACCGAAUGGGAGAAAGGUAAAUUUGAAGUUAGUAAGUUAGUGAAGAUAUAUAACAACCCGUAUGAAGCGCUGGAGGGAGCUCAUGCAUUUGUUGUUUGUACAGAAUGGGAUGAAUUCAAGGAAUUGGAUUAUCUACGCAUCUAUAAUAGCAUGCUGAAGCCGGCGUUUGCUUUUGACGGUCGAAGAAUCCUGGAUCAUGAUUCAUUGAAAAAUAUAGGUUUUCAUGUUGAGACUGUCGGUCACAAAACAACAUUGAAGGAUUUUCUACCAAUCACACCAUAGGGCAUUUAAGGUUUAAUGAAUAAAUUACAAUUUUUUGACAUUUUAUACAAAUUUUAUAAAUGAAUUAGUGUAGGUAGUUAUAUAUAAAUUUUGUAUAUACUGAGUUUUAUAUCGUGGUUUUUUGUUUUGGAUUUUAAAAACAAGGCGGAUAGGUAGAGGGUUGUAUUUUAAGAGUCUAGUAUAAACAGAAUUUUUAAUAGUCUCCUUUUCCGUUAUCCCUUAGCCCAACGUCUCCUAUUUCCUCUUCCAAGCCAUCGUCCGAUGGAUAGGUCACUCUAUAAUUUAUAUAUGCUGCUGUGAUAAAAUCACUUUUUGUUUAAUCACCUACCUCAUUGCAUUUUGGUUUAAGGAUUUUAAAAUGUGCACUUUUUAAUAGGUAUGCAAGACUAUUAACAGUACCUCUGUAUUUGUACCUCCCUUGGGCUGUCAUUAAUAUUUAGUACCUCAAUUGGUAAAGCUGUAGUAUAAAGCUUAGUAUGCCGUAGGUCUAACCCUUUGGUAAGCUCAUCAUAAGUCACUGGUGUUUAGUACAAUAACACCAUAUUGAUAUAUGAUGAUGUUACAUUGAUGGACCAUCACUCAUCAAAUUGCCAUGGUUGAGUAAGCACCGAUUUUUCAUAAACAAAACCACAGAUGGAAGACAAUUGGAGGUGGGGGGAGGGGCACAGUCCUAGUGAGAUGCACAUAAAUACACACUAUGGGAAGUUCACUAAACACCAAUCCAUUGAUGAAUUUAUAGCAGUUUUUUUAAUGGUUUGUUUGUUGAUUUAAUAUUUCUAAUUUUUAUCUCAUUUUUAUUAUUAAGUCAUCUGGCGACACCCAACGCGCGAAUCCUUCCAUUGUUUCUUCCCCUUCUUAGUAGCCUUGUUGGUAAUUAAUAACUAAAGAGGAGUAAUUUAAACAGGGUUGUACAUAUACCUGUACUGUAGACUACAUUUAAUGUGUACUAUAAUUAUCAGCAAUGUAUUCUAUUUUCAUAUUAAACUUAAAUGCUGCUAUUACAUAUUUAAGCUUGUAAAAAAUGUAAACAUGUUAUUGGAAAUAAUUUACAGAUUAUUUUGUUUGGUUUUUAGUAAUUAAAAGAGGUGGAAUUUAGAAUUAAUAUUCAUGAGAAUUUAUACAAAAUAUUCAUUGAUGGUUUCCAUGGUGAAGUAAACACAUGUAUUCAAAUCACAUGCUAACUAUAAUCAUGAAAACGUUUUUUAAGCCUGAAACACUUUUUAAUGCAGAUUUUGGUAGUUUUAUUUUGAUAUGAACUAGUUAGGAAUUGCAUGAUGAUGGCAUUAAACAUUUUUUUAGAAUAUUUUAACAAUUUCUAUAGAUUAUAUUUAUAUCGCACCAAAUAGAAUAUGUAUUAAAUUUUGUUAAAUAUUCUGAACUGAUUUGAAGACAAGCUCCAAGCCCGUAGGCAGGAUUUUUUAAGGAGGGGCGGGGGGAUUUUCUAAUUUUUCACAAAAAGGCACUUUGAUUCCUUGCUACCUCAGCCCUACCAUGGCUGGGGUAAAUUUUAAAGAUAUAACACCUCAGAUGUUCGGAAGUGGCAGUAAAAAUGCCAAAUUUCAAAUAGUUGGAGUUAAACAAAGACUUCCAUGCAAAUGGUACUUUUUAAUAAUAAUUUAAAAGGACCAAAUCCCCUGGCUACAGGCUCUAGUUCUUUCAAUAUUUAUUGAAUUUACUUUUUAAAAAAUGGAAUUAGUUUCUGUGAUGAUUAAUUGUCUGUGACGUGUCUAUAAGGUGCUUUGCAGUGGUGGCUCCAGAAGAUGGGGGGCUUUGGGUGUGCACCUCCCAGAGGUUGCACCCCCAGCCACUUGAAAUUUUCCGAGCCAAAAAAAUUACAGAUAGUAAAAAAUCAUGUAUCGCCUCAUUUAAUCAUCAAGCCCCUCCCCAUCAGCUCCUUGUGUCAAUAUUCUGUUGAUGCGCCACUGUGUUCCAACUCAUAAGUUUUAGUGCAAUUCUUUUGACCAAAAGAUCGCUAAUUGUGCUGUUUUUAAGUACUGUAUUAGUUUUAAUAUCUAGCAUUUAUACACCUUUGAUAUAAUCUUUUUUUUUUUAUUGUCUAUUAGGAAAUGUUGAUAUUACUGUAUUGUGGAAUUGAUAUUACAUUAAUAAUUUCUAAUUCAUUUCAGUA